UUACAAAGUUUUUCUUUUUGAUCAAAACUUUACAAAGUUAUUUACCUUUUAUCUAUAAGUUAAAAGGAAACUAUAAACAUAGAUCUAAUAAAGCUAAUAAAUUUUUAGAUUUCAUAUGUUCUGAGAAUAUAUUUUAUUACAAUAUGUAUUUAUUUUUCAAGUACGUGCACUAAUUAACGUUUUUUCUUGAAUUCUGAUUUUAACACAAAAUAUUAAUUCCUAUUUUCUACAUUACUUAUUCUCUCCGGGAUCGGAAAACUGAACUGAACCAAACCAUUUUUUCGGUUCAAUUCGGGUUUGGAUCCUACCAAUUAUCAGAACAAUUAACGUUUUUUCUUUUCCAACUGCAAUUUAUAGUAUCAGAUCGUUUUUCAACAGUAUAACAUUAUUUUAUAAAAUAUAGCAUCAUAUAUAUAUAUAUUUUUGAAAACAAAAUGAUCUUGAAGGCUCAUAUAUAUGAAGACAAAAGAAACAUUUAUAAAAGAUUUUGAGAUGAUAAAAUAGUAAUUCAUUUAAUGUUUACUGAAUAGACCUUUUAUUAAUUAAUUAAUAGAGUUUCUUUUCCAGCUUGCCUUAAAAAGAAACUGUUGCACUUCCAGUUCCAGCUUUAGUUCAAUCACCUCUGCAAACAUCAUUGUUUCCGUCUCAACGUUCUUUCAAAUUUCAAACGUACAGUCAAACCAAAAAUUACAAAAAAAAAAACAAAGCUUUCAUCAUCUUUCAAGACAGAGAAGAGCUUAUGGUGUUUCUCCUCCCAACACUCAAACCUCAAACACUAAAGAGAGAAAAAGAGCCAAACUUUCUUCUCCAGCAAUGGAAGAUCUUGUUGAAGAGAGAGAAGACUUGAUGGUGUCUCCCUCCACCCAUCUUCUAAAACCCUGUUUCACCACCUCCAUUGAAGGGUCUCCUCCUCUUGACUUAAAGGCUCUGUCUUUGAGUGUUUCCUUCAACGGGUGGAGGUUUCCCAACGCAAAGUUCAAGUCUUGGGCAACAAAGAUGUCUGCUUUACACGAACCCACUUGGAAAAAAGCUGGAAUCUUCGAAGCAGUUGUUGCGUCCACUCUAAAAAUCACUAAAGACUCAGAUCUAGUUCUUGAAAUAGCUGAGAAAUGGUGUCCUGACACCAACACCUUUGUGUUCCCUUGGGGUGAAGCAACCAUAACACUUGAAGACGUCUUGUUGCUGUUAGGUUUCUCUGUUUUGGGCUCACCAGUUUUUGCUAGUUUAGAUAGCUCAGGAGAGAAGACUAAGGAGAAGCUAGAGAAAGAACGGGUGGUGCUUAAGAGAGAUCAAGUAAGUAAUAGAGCAACUCAAACAGUUUGGAUGAGUAGAUUCAUGGACAGUGGCGAUGAUGAUGAGCUGGAACAUGUGGCUUUUCUUGCCUUGUGGUUAAGCUACUUUGUGUUUCCCACACGGUACUAUCAGAUCAAUGAAGCUAUUUUUCCAGUUGCUGUUCAUCUCGCCAGUGGUGUUAGGAUUGGUUUGGCUCCAGCUGUACUUGCUCACUUGUAUGCUGACUUAACUCUCUUGAAAGACCACACUAGAGACUCCUCUAACGACAAGAUUGAGCUGAAUGCUUUGUUUAAGUUGGUCCAAGUCUGGACAUGGGAGAGAUUCAGGGAGCUACGUCCCAAAGACACUAAUCCGUUGCUAAAAGGUCAGAUAAGGUUGGCUCGUUGGGAUGAUGUGAAAGAGGGAAACAACGAUGUGAGACAAAAUCUAGACAACUCAAGUUUUGAGUGGCGACCAUUCACAAACACUGUGAAGAACUGGGAGUUUCCUAAGUUUUACCCGGAGAAAGCCAUAUGGGUUCGUGUUGGUCCUGAGCUUGAUGAGGCAUUCAUCUCCUUUACUAGAUGCAUCAAGGUGUCUGAGCUUGUUGGGAUGGACUGUGUGGAACACUACUUUCCUAACCGAGUGGCUGCACAGUUUGGUCUGCUUCAGGAUGUUCCUUGUCUUGUUAACAUGAACAACCUUUCAGAGGAGGAAGCUUGGAACGAGUAUGAUAAGCCUAUUGAGGAUUUGACAUUGUUCAUCCCUUCACGUUUUGCGGUACCUCGUGUUACGUCAAUGUUCUGCGACUGGUGGAGGAAGUCGUUUCCACAACUCCAGGGUUCAGUGAAGGAAAAAUGUGUUGGUGGUGACUAUGUUGAUGUGUCUGCUUCAGGUUCUAGGAAACGGAAGCUCAGGAAGCGAGUUUGUACUGUGGGUUGUUGUCAGACACGUGACAGUGAUGAUGAUGAAGAUCUUAGCCUUACCAUUGCUCAGAUUAGGAGACUUAGUAUUAAGAAGUGUAGUGGUGGAGAAGAUGCUUCUGAGCCGCUUGGUAAGAAGAGUAGGUUUGAGGUGGAUAACAAUGAUUUGGGCAAUCCUCAGGAUCUUGGUUCGGUAAGAGCUGAGGGAAAUGAAACUGUACCACCACCAGAGAUAAAACAAAAUAUGGUUAUGAGCCCAAACAACUCUUCAGAUCCUCCUCUUGGUUUUGAUGAUGCAACUCAAGACAUUCUUGUGUCACCACCGCUAGUGACAAGGCAAACUUGUGAUGAUGAGCUUGAUGUACAUGUAAGCAAUGUGGAGAAGAUGGCUAUGCCAAAUGAUGGCAACAAGGAGCCAGAGUGUCUGCUCCAUGAAGAUGGUGGCAUGGCUGGAGAAAAGGCGAGCUCAGAGAGAAGGAUGAUGACAGUUAACAAUGAACAAACUAGUUGUCAAAAUCUUGCUCCCGGAGGUUCUGAGUCAAACAGUGGUAAGGCUGUAGUUGAUGAAACUCAGGGACAUGAUUGCUUGUUUGAUGAUACUGUCCUUGGAAGUGAAGAACCAAUGAAAUCCAGUGAGCAGUUAGAAAAGAGACAAGAAGAUGUUGGUGGUGGUAAUGACUCAUAUGAAAAGAGUCUACACAAUGUGAAGGAGCUUGCAUCGUCGAUAGAGAAGCUGGGGUUGUCAAUAGAGGAGGGUAUUGCUAAGGCUGAAAGAAAUGUGGCAUGGUUGAAAGUAAUGAGAACUGCAAAACAGAAGAAAAUUGCAGCAGCAACUCGUUUGAUCUAAGGAAAGUUCAAUGAUGUUUUGGGAAGUCAGAUGCAAGUAGAAGAAUAUCAAACAUCUAUCUUUAACUGUGUGGUUUUUUUUAUGCUUAGUAUCUUUUGAAAGACUGGUUUGUUUAAGUGUUUCCUUUUGUAUGUUUUGAACUCAGUUAUGAGCUUAUUGCUUCUUGCUUUUUGUAAGAUCAAAUUUGGCUUGCAGGGUAGCUAAUUCAUCCUCAGAUAAUGUCAAUGAAACAGUCUGAAUUCAUCAUGUGAAAAUAGAUCAUCAUAUAUAAUAUGGAUUUAUGAAAGGGAUCCAUGUUGUUACAUUAGGAACUAUAGGACAGAGGCUGCACAACAGACAUACAUUGUAAGAUAAAUGAACUUAUGAAUUGACACAGAGAGGAGGACUCUGCAUAGUUCCUUUAUCUAUGUUAUCUAACUUUAUUGAUUGAUGAUUCUUUUGUUAAGUCUUAACUGUGAUCACUACUCUUCAUCAUUCUGAUUCUUUGAUGUAUACUAUUGACAAUCAAGUUUAUGAAAUAUUGAAUUCAUACUGAAAGUUA
Molecule: messenger RNA, 3583 nt
Organism: Brassica rapa (field mustard)
Lineage: Eukaryota; Viridiplantae; Streptophyta; Magnoliopsida; Brassicales; Brassicaceae
Product: serine/threonine-protein phosphatase 7 long form homolog
Biological process (GO): meristem development; meristem maintenance
Source: RefSeq, a predicted model, not a curated record